Molecule: messenger RNA, 615 nt
Organism: Arachis duranensis
Lineage: Eukaryota; Viridiplantae; Streptophyta; Magnoliopsida; Fabales; Fabaceae
Product: 30S ribosomal protein S13, chloroplastic-like
Exons: 3
Coding region: 1-390 (129 amino acids)
Biological process (GO): translation
Cellular component (GO): ribosome; mitochondrion; small ribosomal subunit
Molecular function (GO): RNA binding; structural constituent of ribosome
Source: RefSeq, a predicted model, not a curated record
AUGGCACAAAAGCUAGCGAUGCCCAAAGCUCCCUUUCUCGCCCUAAUCUCAAACCCUAGACCUCUUUCUAGAGCCGUCUAUUUCCCUGUUAUCAACCCUCCCAAGGUGAGAGUGUUAAGCAUUGAGUGCGCUCGAGUUGGCGGAGUGGAGAUUCCAAACAACAAGAGAAUCGAGUUCUCGCUACAGUACAUCCAUGGAAUCGGAAGGAGCAGAGCUCGCAAGAUUCUCUGUGAUAUAAGCAUGGACAACAAGGUUACUAAGGAUCUCAGCGAAGAGGAUCUCAUCACUCUUAGAGAUGAAGUCUCCAAAUACGUCAUUGAAGGCGAUUUGAGGAGGUUUAAUGCGCUGAAUAUAAGGAGAUUGAAGGAGAUUCAAUGUUACAGAGGAUAGGUAGAUAGGUACGUUUGUUGAAGAAGGCAAACGAAAUCUCAGUGCUAUGCGAUGCCGAAGUCGCACUCAUCAUUUUCUCUACCAAAGGCAAGCUCUUCGAAUAUUCCAGCGAUCCCUGGUUCGUACCUCUUCAUUCUCCCUCUCUCUGAUCCAAUAUCAGCUUUACUUAAUUUCACUGCUCAUAACUAUACAUAAUAUGGAUCUUGAUUAAUUAGUGAAAUUUUA